AUGGACUCUGCUAUUUCAUCCGAACCCCCCUCGCGGUCUUUGAAAGGCAAGGUUGCCAUUGUGACAGGGGCAGGCUGCCUAGGAGAUGGAAUUGGUAACGGACGUGCUAUUUCUAUUUUGCUGGCCAAUGAUGGCUGUGAUGUGGUCUGCGUCGAUCUCAAUGUAGAAUGGGCAACUAAAACUACUGAGAUGAUCGCCUCGAAAGCCGGCAGAGGACGAGCCGUUCCAUUCCUUGCAGACGUGACAUCAUUGAAAGACUGCGAGGCCGUGGUAAAAUAUGCUGUGGAGCAGUUCGGACGUCUUGACAUUCUGGUUAACAAUGUCGGAAUUGGAGGCGCGGCGGGAACAGUAAUGGAGGUUGAUAUGGUCGAAUGGGCCAAGAGUAUGGAGAUCAACGUCGCAAGCAUGGUGCAGAUGAGCAAGUAUUCCAUUCCGGAAAUGAUGAAAAAUGAAGGAGAAGUUAAGGGGAGUGUCGUCAAUAUGGGCAGUGUCGCCGGUCUCAAAGGUGGGACGCCACAUCUACUGUAUCCGACUGCCAAGGGCGCCGUGGUGAACAUGACACGAGCAAUGGCAGCCCAUCAUGCGUCGGAUGGUAUUCGAGUCAACUGCGUUUGCCCUGGGAUGCUCUAUACGCCUAUGAUGUAUGGAAAGGGCAUGAGCGAGGAGGCACGAGAAGCCCGGCGGAAGAGAAGCUUGCUUGGAACCGAGGGAAAUGGAUGGGAUUGCGCUGGGGCGGUCGUAUUUCUGGCCGGGCCUCACGCCCGGUGGAUGACUGGAGUCAUUCUUCCAGUCGAUGCUGGAACAACGGCAGCCGUGGGCAUUGGAAUGACCAAGAGUGCUAGUGUAAAUGGCUAA
Molecule: messenger RNA, 855 nt
Organism: Penicillium lagena
Lineage: Eukaryota; Fungi; Ascomycota; Eurotiomycetes; Eurotiales; Aspergillaceae
Product: SDR family NAD(P)-dependent oxidoreductase
Exons: 2
Coding region: 1-855 (284 amino acids)
Molecular function (GO): oxidoreductase activity, acting on the CH-OH group of donors, NAD or NADP as acceptor
Source: RefSeq, a predicted model, not a curated record